UACAAGCUAGAUGCGAGAUCAGGAUAGGAUAUUCUGCUGACACUUUCACUGUCAAUUAAUUCUAUGGAUAGAUAUUCAACAUACGCUUCGACGUCAACCAGGAGACCAGAUGGAGUAGGUGGUCUGGCAUCGCCCUAUGGCAAAACUACAGGUAAACUCGGAGGGAUGGACGGCAGGAUGCCAGGAGAUGAUAUGUCCUUCAACGUGGAGUCUGUAUCCUCAUACCAGGACUACCCAACAGCCAGGCCACUCCUGGGGGAUCAGAUCGCCAGGAGGAAGCACCCAGAACAGGUCCGAGCUGUCCCAGAAAGCAACAGCAGAGCGGUGGUGUCUGCAUUGAGGGGCUUGCAGGAAAAGAUCCGUAAGCUGGAGCUAGAGAGAGCCCAGGCAGAGACCAACCUGAAAUCCCUAUCCAAAGAAACCAGCCAGUACAGACAAACCUUACAGGAGCCUACAGCAACCAAGAGGAGAACGCAGAAGGAGACACAGACAGCUCGGGAUGUACAAGAGGUGCAGAGCCAAUUAUCUGGUGCCGACCAGCGCAUACCGCUGCUUGAGAAACAGCUGGAGUACAUGCGGAGGAUGGUGCAGAGCGCCGAGAGCGAUCGGCAGGCCGCACUGAAGAUGGCUGAGGCGCGGAGAACGCAGGACACCCUCGCCCAACGAGAGGAACUGAUGAGUCAAGAAGAGAAGCUGCGGAAGCUAGAGAGGGAGUACAAUCGCUUGACAGAUAACCAAUCAGUUUCACAGAGUAAAAUCAGAGAUUUGGAAAACAGGCUCAGGGAAGAGAGAAGGCAAAGGAAAAUGCUCUUAGAUCGUGAAGCAGAGUUGAGGACUCUGGCAGAAACCAACCGCAUCCUACUCGCCACAGAACAGGCCACGGAGGAACGAAGACCCAGGAAAGUGAAGAAGAAGAGGAAAAAGGUUCCACAGCCAACGUCUCCCAGGCCUCAUUGCACGGGGCAGAUCCCAUUUGUUGUAGGCAAGUCAACAACUCCCAGUCACUCUGUGAAUGCCAAUCUCCAGAAUGUACUUGCCAUUCUUAAGACACACAACACAGCGUGGUGUGGCAACGGACCUCUCGCACCUCACCGACCUCAGAGUGCAAAGGUCAAAAGGUCAGCAUCGGUGUCGUCAUCUGCCGGCAGUGACCUAUCCGACCUCGUACUUGGACUCCAGGAAGAGUUUGCCCUCAUGGGACUAGAACACCAAGAUCUUGCUAAGCAGAUCCGCGAGACGGAAGACCCUCACAUCAGGGAGGAUCUAGAGAGGGAGCUUGAUAAUCUAGUCUUCAAGAUGGAGGCCAAGGGAGACCAGAUUGCUAAACUCAAGAAACAUAAAGAACAGCUUUCUGGAAAGCCAAAAAAGGCAAAAGCCCCCAAGGCGCAGAAGACCAAGCCUAGAUCAAUAGGAACAAGACAAGCAUCUUCUCCUUCUAUUUCAAAUGGAGCAGAGGUGCAGGUCAUCACCACGGUGAAGACCAAAGGCCGAGGGGCGGGGCCUAUCCAUGUGUCAAAUGGCGAUUCCAAACGAAAUCUACAAAUGCUGCGGGACAUGCAAGUGCUGCAGACAUCAUUACGCAAAGACGAUGUCAGCUGGGAUUAAAAACAAGCAGGUCUCAGAUGCUUGGGAUUGAUUCAGAUAAACUUUAACUAUGGAAAGCCUUCAGUGUCCUAAUUUAUUGUGUAAACGGCUUAUCUGUCAAGGGAAAGGCGUAUGCACUGUCCCUUUUAACUAUACUAAAAAUAGCACUGUUAAAUUUGAUGACGCAUGCAUAAACAUUCAGAGUAUCGUGACCUAACAUGUGUAAGAUGAUAAAUUAUGAUACUGCUAGCUUUCCAUAGACAAGAUUAAUUUCAAAUUGAUGACAUAUAAUAUAAAUUCUUUUUAUAGAGCAUCAUGCUUUCACAUAAGUAUGUGAGAUAAUGAAUUAUGGUGCUCAUGACUUUCCAUAGUAAUUGAGAUUAAAUAAUGAUGCCUUUUAGAGCAUCAUGCCAAAAGAUAAAUUUGGGAGAUAAUGAAUUAUGGUGCUGUCAACUUUCCAUAGUUAGGUUUAUUAUGAUCUGACACAUUCCUCCAGAGCAUCAUGCCCUUGCAAGACAAUGAAUUGUGGUGCUGCUGGCUUUCCAUACUUACAAUUGAUCUGAAUCAACCACAGUCUUGUGUGUAAUUUUAGCACAUGGAGCCAUCAAGUUUUCAAUAAUUCCAAUGAAAUAGAACAAAGGAUAUCACAGUGCUACUAAUUCCUACAAGAAGUCUUGAACUUGCAAAGUUGUAAAGUUAUUUUAAAUUUUGGAACAUGAAACGUAACCAAAGCUUCAAAAAUUUCAAAUUAUGACCUCGUUGUUGAAUCAUGGAAAUCCAUGGGUUGUACUUGUUCAUGUAAUUCAAAGUAGAGGUAUCAAGGUAACUGGCAAUGACAUAGAGUGAUAUAAACACGUAAAUGUGUCAUCUCAGUACGAACUUGACACUCAUGUGCCAAUGAUCACUCAUUUAUCAUUACUUCAAAACAAAUCAGUUUAGCAGGCAUCCCCCCCACCGUUACUGAAAGAUAUCAUUACAUAACACGAAAUUCGAUUCAAGAUUGCGAUUUGUCAAGCCAUUCAAUACUUCACAUUUACCUUUCGGAUAGUCCAAUUUUGCUGCUCUCAGAUGAAAUAAACAUGAAACCCCAUUCUGAUAUUUCAAAUUGAAUUUACCAACUCUCAUUCUCAAAUGAGAAAAACCAUGUGUUGAAUAUAAAUUUUGUCGGAACUAAAUCCAUAAACUCCACACUUGGCACUAAAAUCUGUGGUCUAAUUUGUUUCCGAAUAUUCAUGUGCACUUAUGCAUAAUUCAUAUUCUCUAUAUUAGUACAUGUACUAAUUCCAAAAAUUAAUUUAUUGAACUUGUACUGCACUUUGUACUUUAAUCUUGCUGGAUUUAUGUACAAAUUUGAAAUGUUUGUUGAUGCACAAAGCAGGCGGCUGCAUAUGUAUAUUGUUGUCUAUGUUCAUAUGGCUUGAUUAUAAUUUAUUUCUUCCAAUUUAACAAUGUGUGUUCACCAAAUAUAUCAAAAGUAUGUAUCCAUGUUAUUGAAGGGUGCCAAAGUAUUUUGUAUAUAUGGGAAAUGUGGAAAAUUCAUAUUCAUUAUUUUUCUUUGUAGUAUUCGCUCAGUAUUCAAUAGAAAGGCCAAAAGAAUAGAAAGAUAUUUUGACUGUUUUCUCUCUACGACUAACUGAAAUUUAUAAUCAGAACCUUUCCUUUAUCUUUGACCAUUUGGUAUGUCUGGUUAGUCUAAAAUGAUAGUGGUUGCAGAGGGGUGGGGAAGUAUGUCUGUUGUUACUAUACUUUAGUCAUUUGGGUGUAAAACAUUAUUCUAUUAACCCCCAUCAGACUGGGAGGGUGAUCAGGGGCCCGUCUUACAAAGAGUUGCCAUUGAUCCGAUCAACCACAACUAUAGACAUCAACAUCUAACCUGCUA
Molecule: messenger RNA, 3463 nt
Organism: Lytechinus variegatus (green sea urchin)
Lineage: Eukaryota; Metazoa; Echinodermata; Echinoidea; Temnopleuroida; Toxopneustidae
Product: centrosomal protein of 57 kDa-like
Exons: 9
Coding region: 64-1605 (513 amino acids)
Cellular component (GO): centrosome
Molecular function (GO): identical protein binding; gamma-tubulin binding; microtubule binding
Source: RefSeq, a predicted model, not a curated record